Oryzias latipes (Japanese medaka) is the source of this 12279-nucleotide messenger RNA. Its product is annotated as receptor tyrosine-protein kinase erbB-4. Gene Ontology annotation, molecular function: epidermal growth factor receptor binding; ATP binding; transmembrane receptor protein tyrosine kinase activity. Gene Ontology annotation, cellular component: signaling receptor complex; basal plasma membrane; plasma membrane. Lineage: Eukaryota; Metazoa; Chordata; Actinopteri; Beloniformes; Adrianichthyidae. The record is from RefSeq and is a predicted model, not a curated record. Gene Ontology annotation, biological process: negative regulation of apoptotic process; positive regulation of cell population proliferation; neurogenesis.
UGGCAGUGUGAGUGUCUCUGAAUGUCCGUGGUGGAAACAGACCUAAACGCAGCGCUGCGCGUAAAAUCCGAAAAGAGGGGGGUGUGGAGGGAAAAAAAAAAGCUCUCCAAAAGGCGUCUCCUCCAGAAGAAGCGUCCUCUUCAUCCUCCUCUUCAGCCAUCCUUCUCUGGGGCUGUUUGGUUUUCUCCUGCACCAGCGCGCGUGAACGAGCGGGGAUAUCUUAAUUGGACAUGUGAGUUCCGUGGAGUUUUUUAUUGGAGUUGUUUUUUUUUAUUUUUGUUUUUUUUACGACAACACCUAAAAGAAAAGAUGAAGUUCCCGGCGUGCGUCCUCGUCACUCUGGCACUGAUCCGCUGGAGCGCAGCGCAGUCAGUUUGCCCUGGUACUGACAACAAGUUGAGCACCCUCUCAGAUCUGGACCAGCAGUACCGCACCCUGAGGAAGCUCUACGAGAACUGCGAAGUCGUCAUGGGCAAUUUGGAGAUUACAAGCAUCGAUCGGAACCGCAACCUGUCCUUCCUUAAGUCCAUCAGAGAGGUGACCGGCUACGUCCUGGUGGCGCUGAAUCAGUUCGAGUACCUGCCGCUGGAGAACCUGCGCAUCAUCCGAGGCACCACGCUGUACGAGGGCCGCUACGCGCUCGCCAUCUUCCUCAACUACAGGCGGGACGGCAACUACGGGCUGAAGCAGCUGGGCCUUCGCAGCCUCACAGAGAUUCUCAAUGGCGGUGUUUAUGUCGACCAGAACAAAUUCCUAUGUCACGCCGACACCAUACAUUGGCAGGACGUGAUCAAGAACCCCCAGGCAGAGCUUCUGGUGGUCCCAUCCAACAAUAGCAACAAUGGAUGCAGACGAUGCCAUCGUUCAUGUAACGGACGCUGCUGGGGCCAUCAGGAGGACCAAUGUCAAACCUUGACAAAAACGGUGUGUGCAGAGCAGUGUGACGGUCGAUGCUUCGGGCCUUACGUCAGCGACUGCUGCCAUCGCGAAUGUGCUGGUGGCUGCUUCGGUCCCAAGGACACGGACUGCUUUGCUUGCACCAAUUUCAACGACUCUGGCGCGUGCGUGACCCAGUGCCCUCAACCGUUUGUGUACAACCCUACAUCUUUCCAGCUCGAGCACAACCCCCGAGCCAAGUACACCUACGGAGCCUUCUGUGUCAGGGAAUGCCCCCACAACUUUGUGGUGGACCACAGCUCCUGUGUUAGGGCAUGUCCAAGCAACAAGAUGGAAGUGGAGGAGAACAGAAUCAAAAUGUGUAUCCCUUGUACUGAUAUCUGUCCUAAAGUGUGUGAUGGGAUUGGGACCGGCAGCCUGCAGACAGCUCAAACAGUGGACGCCAGCAACAUUGAUAAAUUUGUGAACUGCACAAAAAUCAACGGCAACCUCAUCUUUCUCAUCACUGGCAUUAAAGGCGACAUGUAUCAUGGCAUUGGACCUUUGGAUCCUGAGCGUCUCAACGUUUUUCGUACAGUGAAGGAGAUUACAGGAUUCCUUAACAUCCAGUCUUGGCCUGAAAACAUGACAGACCUGAGUGUUUUUUCCAACCUGGUAACAAUUGGAGGCAGAAGUCUCUACAGUGGAAGUGGUAUAUCUCUUCUGAUCCUGAAACAGCGCCGGAUCUCCUCUUUCCAGUUCCAGUCGUUGAAUGAGAUCAGCGCCGGUAACGUCUACAUCUUCAACAACAGCCGCUUGUGUUUUUACAACACCAUCAACUGGACGUCACUAUUCAGGACGCCAUCCCAGAAAGUCCUCAUCCGCAACAACAGAGAACCAAUGGAAUGUCUUCAGCAGCAGAUGAUAUGCGAUCGAAUGUGUUCGGAAGAUGGUUGCUGGGGGCCCGGACCCGACCAGUGUCUCUCCUGUCGGUAUUUCAAACGCGGACGCACCUGUGUUGAGUCCUGCAACCUCUUCAAUGGGGAAGUGCGAGAGUUUGCCAAUGGUUCUGUGUGCCUGGAGUGCGACAGUCAGUGUGAGAAAAUGGAUGGGAACAGCUUGACAUGUCUUGGACAGGGCCCAGACCAAUGCGUGAAAUGCCUCAAUUUCAAAGACGGGCCCAACUGCGUGGAGAAGUGCCCUGACGGGUUGCAGGGCGCCAACAGUUUCAUCUUCAAAUACGCCAAGGCCAACAACGAAUGCCAUCCCUGCCAUGUCAACUGCACCCAGGGGUGCAUCGGGCCAAGAAUUCAGGAUUGUGUUGGGAUGAUGGACAGGACUCCUCUUAUUGCAGCAGGAAUCAUUGGAGGAUUGUUUAUCAUUGUUAUUGUGGCACUCACUGUGGCGAUUUAUGCACGCCGCAAAAGCAUCAAGAAGAAGAGGGCAUUGCGACGCUUCCUGGAAACAGAGCUGGUGGAGCCCCUGACCCCAAGUGGAACCGCCCCCAACCAAGCUCAGCUGCGCAUCCUCAAAGAGACAGAGCUCAAGAGGGUCAAGAUUCUUGGUUCGGGAGCUUUUGGAACAGUCUACAAGGGCAUCUGGGUCCCCGAAGGUGAAACAGUGAAGAUCCCCGUUGCCAUUAAAAUCCUCAACGAGGCCACCGGCCCAAAAGCCAAUGUGGAGUUCAUGGACGAGGCCUUGAUCAUGGCCAGCGUGGAGCAUCCUCAUUUGGUGCGUCUGCUGGGCGUCUGCCUGAGCCCUACCAUCCAAUUGGUCACCCAGCUGAUGCCCCACGGCUGCCUCCUGGACUACGUGCACGAGCACAAGGAUAACAUCGGCUCACAGCUUCUGCUCAACUGGUGUGUCCAAAUAGCCAAGGGGAUGAUGUACCUGGAGGAGAGGAGAUUGGUCCACAGGGACCUGGCAGCUCGGAACGUGCUGGUGAAGUCCCCCAAUCACAUUAAGAUCACAGACUUUGGCCUGGCGCGCCUGCUGGACGCCGACGAGAAAGAGUACAACGCAGACGGCGGCAAGGUUGGUAUGCCUAUUAAGUGGAUGGCUCUAGAGUGCAUCCACUACAGGAAGUUCACCCAUCAGAGUGACGUCUGGAGCUACGGAGUGACCAUCUGGGAGCUGAUGACGUUCGGAGGCAAACCGUACGACGGCAUCCCCACAAGAGAAAUACCCGACAUCCUGGAGAAAGGGGAGCGCUUGCCCCAGCCGCCCAUAUGCACAAUCGACGUCUACAUGGUCAUGGUCAAAUGUUGGAUGAUUGAUGCAGACAGCAGACCGAAGUUCAAGGAGCUAGCUGCUGAGUUCUGCAGAAUGGCGCGUGACCCCCAGCGAUACCUGGUCAUCCAGGGAGAUGAUCGGAUGAAGCUUCCCAGUCCCAAUGACAGCAAGUUUUUCAAAAGCCUACUAGACGAAGAGGACCUUGAUGACCUGAUGGAUGCUGAGGAGUAUCUGGUUCCCAGAGGUUUCAACGCAGCUUCGACGUCUUCAACUAGGCCGCGAGUGGAUUCCAAUAAAAACCAGUUUGGCUAUCGUGAUGGUGUUCCCAACCUUGCAGAAGGAGCCCUGGCUGGUGCCCAAAGUAAUCUGAACCAGGAUGCCUCAGGUGGCUCUUGUUCGGGCUUAGAGGACCAGCGCUGUAAUGGAAGCCUGCAUAAAAAGAAAGGAGGACUAUCUGCAGGAGAGGACAGCGGGGCCCAAAGAUACAGUGCUGACCCUACCAUCUUCCUGGGGGAGAGAGCAACCAGAGGAGACACAGAUGAGGAUGGUUACAUGACCCCAAUGAAGGACAAGAGCUCCUCAGAGUAUCUGAAUCCAGUUGAGGAGAACCCAUUCGUCUCACGACGUAAAAACGGGGAGAUCCAUGCUUUGGACAACCCAGGCUACCACAGCACACCCAACAGCCAGCCAAAAGGAGAGGAUGAGUACAUCAACGAGCCCCUCUACCUCAACACCUUCCACAAUCCUUCUGACUUGGGCCUGGAGGCCCUCAGGAGAAAUGGAUUGCCCUUACCAACCCAGGCCCCCUCCUUAAUCACAGCCUCAGGCUCCCAUCUCCCACUCACAAUCCAGACCAGUCUGCCUCACUACGCCCUCUCCUCAACCCAACCGUCUCCAGCUGGGGUACCCUGCCUCCACGGCCCAGCAACUCACAUCCUCCACGCCCACCAUACCCUUAAACCAUUGGGACAACCGGGCAAUCUCGCCUCUGUGUCUCAGAGUCAAACAGGAACUACUGCUCAAGUGGGCCAACCAGGGCCCCUAUCCACAUCGGCCACCAUUGGUCACGGAGGCCUCCCGGCUUACCAGAGUCACACAGCUACACACCCUACGAGUCUGCUGAAGCAUGGAGGGCACACAUCAGGAAAGGCAAGUGGGAAGAAGCUUAAAGUAACCUUUGACAAUCCUGAAUACUGGCAACACAGCUUGCCUCCUAAAUCAUCUAUCCAGGUGGUCCCUGACGUUGCCCAAGGAGGAUCCACCAACACCAAGCUCUUCUAUAAGCAGAAUGGACACAUACGAUCAGGAGCAGCAGAGAACCCAGAUUACAUAUCUGAGUUUUCCCUCAAGUCUGGCGCCGUGUUGCCCCCUCCACCCUACAGGCAGCGAAACACUGUGGUCUAAAUCAUCCCACCCCAUGGUAUUCUACCCUCCAGUGACCUUGACUUCCUCUUCAUGACUUGGUUGGCACAAUAAAGCCAUCCUCCAAUUUCUUUUCAUUUUUUUUCAGAUAAUGUGCCGCCUGCUGUAGCAGCAUCCAAUGGAAUUGGACAGCCAACUAGGAAAACCUCACUUAAGCCAGUCCAGUUCAUUUUCCGAGCCUCCACUUCAGCCGGCGGGAAAAAACAAAAAAAACACACCGGUAGUACACAAGGAAACAAGCUCAAACAAAAGAUACGGCUGUGGACAUUGUGUCGCAAGGCAGACACACAACUUUCAAACAUAAUGUAUUCAACUUUGGGGACCUGAACUCACUGCCAGACACGUCGGUGUCAGAUUUGUGAGAGGAAAAUAGUUUUUUUUCUUUGUCUCUUCCUUUUUUUUCAUAAAAAUAGAAGUCUGAGUAUGAGCAAUACACUACCGUGGGUCUCUGGAAUAAGCAAAACAGACACAACCAAUGCAGUCUGUUCCAUUAGCUUUGUAAAUGAACCUACUAUAAAGCUAAAGAGUUUACAUUCUGCCAUUGGAGUAAAAAUAUUGUAGCCUGUAUGGUCAUAUUUGUGCUCUUGAAUUUCAGCAUAUAGGACAAAUGUGUCUCACACUGAGGUCCCGCAAUGAUUAAAACCACAGCAUCUUUUGUAUCUGCAGUUCAACCAUAGGCUUUACACAAAAGAUGUGGGGGAAACACCGUCUUGUUGUUUUUGCUUCAUUAAAGCUUACUUAGAGAAGCUGGUAAAGAGAAAGAAAAUUGAUUCCCAAGGAAAAGGGAAAGAAAAUACAGUGCUAAUAAUUUUAUAAGCAGUGGUUGGAGUGCUGAAACGCUCGACUUUUUUUUAUACACUGGUCCUCCUAUUCAGACCUUGUUGCUAAUUAUGGCAAGUCAAAGCAGUUAUGCAAAUUGCUGUAUACAGCUAAACUGCAUGUCAAGAUCAUCUAUAAAACAGCAGAAAUCAAGAUAGGGGAAACCUAUCCGCCGAGAGUUGAGGGAAGGUUCAUACGAGUCAGCUAAUGAAGACCUUAAGGAAUGAGGAAGACAACACCAGCAGCACACAGUAUUACACUUACCAAUUUCUAUCUAUAUUUUUUUGUUUUGUUUUAUUUUUCUUUAAUGGGAUUGAGAUGAGAUUUUGUGUUCAUGCUCUCUAUUUUGAAUCACCUGUUUUUUUUAGGGAGAAAAACAAAAUGUAAAUUUAAGUGACACUGGAACUGGCUGUUAAAGCUGGUUAAAAUCACUGGUUUCAAUUUGGGUUAGAGUUUAUGACUGUAGUUGGGUACAACACAAGACAAAGAAUUCACAUUAAACUAUACUUUUUGCACAUCCGUUCUAUUAAAAUACUCUGACCUAUUAAUUGCAACUUGCAAACAAACCACUUAGUUUUGCAAAUCCCACCAUUUUAUUCACUCCCCUAUGUAUACGAAAAAAUACUAAAGGGCACGCUCCAUUCUGUAAUAUUACCUCAACAACCGCCUACAUUUAGCCAUUUUCUUUAAAUUUUUAUAAUACUUAGCUGACCAGUAGAGUUGUGUUCUUUUUAUUUUGCCUUGUUUGCAUCAAAGUAUUUAUUCUUAAUAUAAUGUUUUACCUUGUAAUGUUUUAGUCGUCAGCUAUUAUUUACAAAGAUAUUAUUCAUUCAUGAAACUAAAUAUAGCACAGGUGGUACUAAAAUAUUAAGAGCUUUUUGGCCCUUAAUUGAAAUAAUUAGCUUAGCUAUAUCCAUCUAAAAAUUAAUGAUAAGGGUUGUCCACAAGAACUUAAGCUCCAAGACACGGUAAAUAAUGACAAGGCAAUUAAAACUACAUUUUAUUUCUUUUGAUUUUUUUUCACAUACAUAUUUAUUUUAAAUAUUACAUUUUUUGUCACCCCUUUUUUAUUUUGCUAAAUUUGAUUGGACCUACACUGGAUAGAGCCACCGAAAAUUUAAAAUAAUUCCUAGAUAUAGAUUAUCAAAGAAUAUUCAUUUUGAGCAAACCAUUACUUAGCAUGCAUGUUGGUUUAUAUGAAACACAUUUUAUAGAUACAAAUCAGUAUUCCUAGAAACGACAUUUCCUGCAGUAAUUCUCUAAUGUACUGCCACUGUUGCAAAACCAGGUAAUGGUCAGAAAAUAACAAAACCCAACAAAACAUUUCCUUAGUAUUUUGUCUUUUCAUCUAACUCCAACUCAUCAAUCUUUUGCUCGAUUUAUGGAUCAAGGUUUUUGUUUAAAAAGAUCAAAGAAUGAGACAUAACAUCUUAUUAUCUUUAUCGUGUCACUUAGCAUGAUUUAACUGUUUUCCUCCAGGGUUUACUUAAAUUUGAUUUUGGGAUGCUGGUCUGAAGAACAUUCCGGUUGCUAACAGGGGUCUACGUUCGCAAUGACGUCAUCCUACUGUCAUAAAAGAACCACUGGUCUUCAGUGACACUGUUUUUUUGGAAUAAGCUCAAGCCUUGAAAGUUAUAUCCUGUUAGGAUGACAAGAUUUACUUUGGGUACGCAUUACCACAAAGUUAAGUUGUACUUUUGUUGACUACUAAAUCGACUGACUAGAACUGAACAACUGCUUGAAUUCUUAGCCAAGAGUAGAAUUAUAAGAAACACUACUGAGAUCAAUUUUAGCUGCAACAUUUAGUGUCUGACCCAUUUACUACUGAUGCCUCCUAGGGCUAACUGCCAUUCAAUGCUGCUAAAAGUGCUGGUUUUACAGCCGUUCUUUACACCUCAAAAAGCCAUAAUAACAGCCCACAAAGUUUACUAGUCGUAGAGCACAAGAACUUCAAUUAAUCUUAAGCAUAGUGUGGCAAUUCUGUCACAGCAACCUGAGGGAACUCAACUCUGGUUUUUGCCAUCGAACAAGUUUAGGACAUGCAAUGGUGGGCAAGGGUCAAGGGGACAACUUGAUCAUGAACUGCGGUAGUCAAGACAACAUCUGGACAGAAAAAGAAAAAACCUGGAAUAACGAAUAAAACUGAAACACACAUUAAAGUUAUAGUCCUUGUAGGAGCUUCUCCUUUUCUCUUCUCUCUAGAUUACGAACGCUUAUCUGAUGUAAGUGUACUGGUUCUCUACAACAAUUUACUUUAAAGUAUUAGAUAAUAACUCAGUCAGCUGGGCUUCGUCUAUCUUUUAUUAUUGAAGAUAUUUCAGCUCUUCUUCAAAAGCAUUUAUCAAAUUUUGAUAUCCCUGCUCUACCUGCUGUUUAUUACCUGGAUAAGAUGUAUUUUACCAAGAGAAGUUGCAAUGGUAGGGUUAGUCUAAAAAACAAGUAGGACACCCAUCUUUGAGUGCUGUUUCACACCUGUGCCAUUUGGCGUACAAGAACAUGUUUCUUUUUACCACCAAACAUGACGUUUUCAUGUGGACUUGUUCAUGUAGGAGAAGAGGGAGAAGUAAAUUUUCUUGUUUGACCAAUGGGGUGGUUUGUUGUUGAUCUCAUUCAAGAAAAAUUGUCAGACUAAUUGGACAUUUUAGAUAGAUAUAUAAUAUAGAUAAUAUAAAGGCUACCACAGGCCAAAUGACUGUUUUGUGUUUUGUUUUUCUUCAAAUUUGGUGUGUGUUACAAUGAAAUGGACAGGCCAGGGUUGAAUGUCACCUCAUUCAAAGAUAGCAUCCAUUUUGCCUGUUGACCAUACCUUAAUUUUCACUUAUUAUAUAGUCAUGAAGUCUUUGAUGAUUUGUCUGAAGUGGUUAAACGUUUAUUGUUAUAGCUAACCCAUAGUUUCAUAUUUAACUAGAAUCAAACAUUUUUCCAUCAAACCUAAACAUAUUCUGUCUGAUAUGGUUAAAAGUUUGCCUUUUAUUUUCCAAUCAAGCUGCGUACAUACCGGGCAUGUGAUGCACAUUUAAGAACGUUCUUAACGGACAGUCUUGAACGCGCUUUCAUCAUACAGUGGUCACACUGGACUUUCGCCACCUGAUUCUAGAGCAUGAACUCAAGUCGAAGUGGUGCAAAUCUUGUGAAUCUUAAUCCAGGCUUUUUUUUCAUAGCUCUAUGAUGAUAUAUGAUAGACUUGGUGUCACAUAAUUUUGGCAGGGCAAAAACCGCAAUUAUCAAUACAGUUGGCACGUUCACGUUUUAAAAAAGAAGCUACCCAUACGUCACUACCAAAUCCGAGUCCCUAAUUGGUCAAAGUUAAAUUGGUAUAGCUUUGAAACAGGUGUUCAAUGGCCCGUUUUGUAUGUAUGUUGUUUGUAUACAAAUGGCCUUGAAAUUAGCGUAUUUCUACAUAGACCUUUCACUGGAAGUGUCCACUUGAACGCGCGUUUACAUCCCCGGUGUGAACGUAGCAUUGCGGAAAACCUUUUGGCCCAUGACCUAUACUUCCCAGCCUUUCAUCAACCUGUCUUUUUUUUCUUUUUAAAAACACAAUUGUACUAUUUGCUGUGUGCAAAUCAAUCUACUUUCACGUAGCAAAAAUGAUGUUUGUUUUUUCCAAUAUAUGCUCAACUUUUUUAAAGAAAAAAGCAGUCUAUGUUUUUGUGUCAGUUUGCAUUUAAAAAACAAAAACAAAUCCUUGUUGGGGACUGGCAUCACUUAAAUGACUUCAAAGAUGACUGUAUCUAGACCUAUCGAGUAGUUUUCUAGUAACGCUCACCCCAGAUGAUUAGUUCGGGGUAAGAUCUUACAUAAUACAUGAUUAGCACUUACAUGAUUUACUAUUUAUGGACUGUGAUGUACCGUGCAGCACAUUUAAUAUCUCACCAUCUUGUGAUUUCUACUCUGAGAUUAUCAGACUGGUAUACUUCAAAAUACCUAAUUAACUCUUUAUUUGCAAAGUGUAGGUCAUUGUUUGGUGGGCUUUUUUAUCAUUCUACACUAUUUAUUUUCUACUUUUACUAUGUGUCUAAGUAAGCGUGAAAGUGUUUAUGUACAUAAAAGGAUAUAUAUAUGUUUUUCCUCCCAAUGGAGCUCUUGAUCAAAGUCUUGGGUAGAAGGAGAGCUUUUCCGUUCUUCCUUACUGAAAUAUUCAGCGUGUUUAUCUGGUCAUUCACCAAUUAAUAAGGCAAAAUCUUCAAAGUAAGCAUGAGGAAGGUAGUGUGGUUGGGUUCAAGACAAGAACACUGUUUAGGUGGUGCUGAUCAGCUUCAAGAAUGUCCUCAUUUUGUGUGUUUUUUUUGUUUCCUUCUAGCAGUAUUUAUAAUGCAGCUUUGAUGAUAACAUGAUUAAUUGAUGAAGGAAUAUUUUGUAGUCCCUUUUAAAGCUCUAAUUCUAUGAAAUAGAGACAGCAUUUAAUAUCAGUGUGAAAUAUUUAUGGCACAUUUGAGCUGGUUCAUACUGAGCCAUGGAAGAGACUGCCAAAACUAGGUUUUAAGAAAACGGACAAGGAACAGAUAAGGGUGGUAAAAGGAGAGCAUGUGCAUUGGUCAUAUUCAUCCAAAACAUUGGCGAGCCAGAAAAACUGUAACAAUGAGACUCUUAUGCUACGUACACACCGCCUAUUUGACUCGUGCUCUUGAACGUGGGUUCUUGAAUGUGCUUUCAGCAUUUAGUGUUCACACUGGACUGUCACUAACAAAUACUAGCGCAAGUACCUACUUUUGGAAGAGGCUUGGUGUGAAAUGUUGAAGCGAUGCACAUGUUCUGAAUCUUACUCCAGGCUUUUUCUUUCACAACUUUAUUGCAAUAUAUGAAAGAGUUGGUGUCAUAAUUCCAGACCGCAGAAACAGCAAUUAUUGAUUCCUCCUUCAUUAAUGUUAAAACAGUUGGUACUUUCAUGUACAAGAUUACCAAAUCCAAGUCCCUGAUUGGUCAAAGUUGAACUAGUCUAACUUUCAAUGCACGGUCACUGACCAAACAUUUUGUACCUAAAGCCCGAAAAUGGACUUAAAAACUUGCGUAAACGUGAUAGUUUUGAACGCGGAAUACUGAUACCCGCAUUUAUUCAUUUCAGGCUUUUCAUUUAAACUAGUUGCUUGAAGGUACCUUGUUGAGCCUGGUGUGAAUGUAGUAUUAGACAUCUUAACAGUUUUUUUUUUUUUUUGAUUGAAUCAUGUCAAAUGUACACGUUCCAGCGUGUUUGUACACCAAAAGCCUUGCUCAAGUAUCAUUUUUCAAACCAUUGACUCUUGUUUUGACAAACCCUUUACCAAUAAAAGAGGAGGGGUGGAUGUUGCAGCUGCAGGUGCAGGUGGCACAGUUGCCAGUUGCAGGUGUCAGCUGCCACUGCAAUAAAAAAGAAACAUGUUUGAACUAUUGAAACGUUUUGCCCUAGGAUGUGUCUAGAAUUUCAGAAUACUUCCUUUUUGUUUUUAAUGUUGGCACAAAAGCGUAGACGUUUGUCACACUGAUAGAGUUUGGUUAAGAUGCGAUCUCAUAGGGAUGACAGUUAAGGUUUGGUGUUCUCCUAACAGGAUGUUAUAGAAUUUUAUUUAUUUGACAUUUUGCCUUUAUUUAUGUUUUCUUGGACUCAGUUUAACACUGUAUUUCUAUUUUUAAUUUCUUUUUGGCAAAUAUCUGUUAAGCCAAGGUGCAAAGGCAUGUGCCGAAGUGAAUCCUUUCAUAUGAUACUCAGCAUUUAUCUAUCUUGCAGAGCUUCAGUAGUCUAUUAUAUAGUAAAAAAAAAAAAAAAAUGACAUUGCAUGGUAUCCCAAAAGAGUGUUCUAUCACCCUACACAUUCAUUGAUUAUAAUGUAUUAAAUGUUUUUGUUCAUCUACAUAUGAACAAAGCCUAGCAGCACAAAAUGGCAAAAACAUUUGAUUAGGGUUUCCCAUCAUUUUUGUGUUUGUGUGUGUAAUACUCUUGCAAGUUAUUUUUGUUCAAUUGUCUUAGGUACAUACUGUCAAAAAUGUAAUUUUUCCUUAAGUGUAACUGCUUCUCAUAAAACAUGUAUAAGUCCUGAUAUCAGUUUUAGUUGAAUUGCACAACAUAUGAAAGGCAUUUUUUCCUCAUCAUUAAGUUGGUCAAUCAGUAAAAUUGUACAGAACCUUUGGGGUGUUCUCCCAAAUUUAUCUCAGACUUCAACAACAAAUGUGAAUAGUAUUUUUAUAAAGCACCGAAACGGGCCGACAGUGAAAUUGUAAAUACGGAGGCAUUGCUUUGAAUUUAUAUUGGUCUUCUCUCCUACUGCUGUUUUCUCCUGCUUAACUUGUAUAAAUGAAAGAGCCGUACAUAUUUGCUUUAUGUGAGUGUACUUUUGGACUAAUAGGGAUUUGUUUUUAAAAGUGCUUGUUGAUCCUUUCUCAUGUGAAAACUCUGUUUCGUGGUCCCGCUCGGACCUUUGUGGCUGUCCAUAUGUAAUUCAUUUUAGAUGAACAUUGUAAAACUAUGAAAUAAUGGUGGAAGACCAUCUGCAUCUGGGACUCCUCUGUGUCUACCACAGUAACCAGUUGGCUUCAUUUCCAGUCCCUCCUUCAUUACUAUGGAACCAUUGCCGCCAACAAACCAAGGAACUUCAUGUUACCUUCUCUGCUUAGUUUUUACCAAAAACCACUACUGAGCCAAGUCGAAACUUCACCUCUUUUGUGACAGGCAGAAUACAGCUGCCAUACAUUAACCUGUUUUCUUUUAAGUUCCAGUUGGUUCUGCAUGCUUUUAGAGGACACAAAUGAGAGAAGGUAUUAUCGGCCGUCCCCAUCUUGUUUAUCCAAUGCCGUCAUUGCUGGUAAUCUCUAAAAAAUAUUGUAAAGAAUAAAAAACAACAACAAAAAAACAUACCCAAAGCUUUAUAUCAUAGAAAAAUACCGUUCCUCAUGUUUGUUACAUGAAUCUGUCAAAAGUAUAUUUUUAAUUUAAUAUAAAUAAAUAUCAAUUCUGUA